AUGUCUUUAGCUUCUUCUGAUGAACUUGUUUAUAAUAAAGUAGCCGAUAUCCUGCGGCAAAGCGAGGAUUUAUACAAGCUUUCGUCCCAUGUCGAAAAAUUUGAGCGAGAAAAAGAUACGUUUGACUUACACGUCAAAACGGAGCUUGAAAAACAUACAGAGAGUUUGCAGAGAGGAAAGAUCGCCCUUCAUGAUUCUCAUUUAAAACGUCAAAAACUACUUAAUGAACUUAAUCAUAUGCGAUCUUUAUGCACGAUGGCUCACAAAAUGGUAGAGCAAUUUCCUCUUAUCAGCGAAGUUUCUCGUAUUUACAAAAAUUGCUAUGCUACUCGGCAAAUGAUUGUGCAGCUUCAAAAUCUGAUGCAGGAAACCGACAUCAUUGAAGAUAUGAUUCGAGAAGAUUUGGAACAGGAUCCCACCAUGCCUAACUUGCUUAAAGCGCACUACAAACUUACUAAACUUCGUACUUUUCGAGAUGAUGCCAUGUACCAAGCUUCAUUAGAGAGUAGGAACGACGCGUCUACCACUCUACAGUCAUCUUUCUCUAACUUAAAUGCUCUUUCUGAAAAGGUUGAUCGACUGAUUUUAAACUUUUGCAGUAAUUUGUUUGAACUUUUAAAAGUCGGCAACACCAAAACGAUUGUCCGAGUGUUUAAAAUCAUUGAAGCUGAAGAAGCUUCAGACGAAAUGCUAAAGAGCAUUAGAAAUGCUCAAUCAAACCUCACCGAUGCGAACGAAGCUCCGUUCAUGAACCUUCAAGGUAGCUCGCGUCAGCUUCGGAACUUUUGGUCUGAGGCAAAAGAGAUUUUCCAAGCGUCGGUCGCCGAACGAUUUCAUCAAGCUUGGUCGAGUUUUGUUACUCAGCAAUCGGAUCUCGAGUUAGAAUGGAUAUUUGACGAUUUGCAAUAUGCAUUUCAGGUUCUUCCAGAGCUUGCUUCUCCAUCCUUCGAUCUUGCCAAGGUGUUUGCUAAUAUUUACCAGCAAUGCCUCGUAAAUCUUGUAAGAGAUUCCAUUUCUUCUGAUACCCCAGCUGCAAUCUUUUUGUAUCUAAUUAACUUUCACAAAGAAUAUCGAGCGUUUUACCAAGAACAUGCUCCAUUUUCCGCUGACGAAAUUCAACCUUUACUAGAAGAUGGAAGCAAUGGAGUAUUAGUAAAAGAAUAUACCAGGCUUUUUACUCAGAAAAUCCAAGAAUGGUCUGAUAAAUUAUUCCAAAGUAGCGUUGAGGCCUUCAUUAAACGUGAGAGUGAACCAGAGCUGGACAGCGACGGAAACUAUGGUAUUCAAGGAACUAUUAUUUUCUUCCAAAUGAUUACACAACAGGUCAACAUCAUUUCCCAAACAAAUAAUCCAGAGGUUGUUAGUACCGUUUUACGAUCUAUUAUGUAUGUAAUGCAGGCGAUGCAAGAGCACUGGAAGACCGUGAUGAGAACAGAACUACACAAACAUCUAUCAGAUACUUCCAAUACUCCUCCGGGACUAAUGGAGUAUUUGUUGGCUCUUGCCAAUGACAACCUAAAAUGUGCAGGUUUCAUGGACAACACGCUUUUGCGUACAAUUGAAUUGGCAACCGAUAGCCGCGAAGAAGACCUUCGUGAAUCUUUCGGUAAAACGGUAGAUGGAUUCAUUUUGCUUAGCGACAUCGGUGUAAAUGAAAUCGUUGAAAUCAUCAGCAACGAUGUGAAGCCUGCUCUUGCUACUUUAUUCCAUCCUGGAUGGUAUCAAUCGAGUAACAUGAAGUUAAUUGUUGAUACAUUUAGAGAUUACAUUGUAGAUUGCAUAGAACAUAUGGUACCUGGUUUAUUCGAUGUUUUCUUGCUUGAAUCUUCUAACGCCCUCACGAUCAAUUAUCUUCGUGGAAUUUAUAAUAAAGGAGUUACAUUCGAAGGUCCUAGUGCUAUUCAGCAAAUACGAUCUGAUGUGGCUCUUGCUAUUCGUGCCUUUGGUGAAUAUAUGGCUGCUGAGCACUUGAAGGCUACCUUUGAACCCAUAGAAAAAUUGCUCCUCGGGAUGUUAGAUGCAGAAUUAAGGAGUGUUGCAGAAUACUUCCGUCUUCUUAAAGAAUCUUAUUGGGAUGCCCCAUUGUCUUUGGUGGAGGUGAUUCUCACAAAUAGGACUGAUCUCGAUCGGGGAACGAUACGAAAAAUGGUUGAAAUUGUUAGACAAGAAAAUGCUAAAGUGCAACAAUACUCUUCGAACAAACCAACAAUUUUUUCCCAGAUUACGCCAGUUAAUGCAACUCCUCUUUAA
Messenger RNA from Schizosaccharomyces osmophilus, 2250 nucleotides. RefSeq names its product exocyst complex subunit Sec6 (gene sec6). The coding region runs from base 1 to 2250 and encodes 749 amino acids. Gene Ontology annotation, cellular component: exocyst. The transcript is spliced from 5 exons. Gene Ontology annotation, biological process: exocyst localization; exocytosis. Gene Ontology annotation, molecular function: SNARE binding. Lineage: Eukaryota; Fungi; Ascomycota; Schizosaccharomycetes; Schizosaccharomycetales; Schizosaccharomycetaceae. The record is from RefSeq and is a predicted model, not a curated record.